CAAAACUCCAAACAAGUGCCCAGCUAAGCACAAAUGUGUAAACAUGCCUGGCUUCUAUGAAUGUCCUUGUAAAGACGGAUACGAGAAGGGAAAUGGCGACGAGUGCGUGAAAUUGAAAUGUUCAUGCGGUGACAAUGGUAAGUGCGAUGACGACGGAAAGUGUACUUGUAAUGAAGGAUAUGAAAAAGAUGGAGAAGGAGUAUGUGAAGACAUUGACGAGUGUAAAAAAGGGGCAAAGUGCACCGGUGAUGGAGAGAAGUGUGUAAAUGAACCAGGGGGACACUCUUGCUUAUGCAGAGCGGGAUAUGUAAAUAAUCAUGGAGGAUGCGUCAAGGAACCUCAAUGCAAGUGUACAUCGCACGAAGAAUGCUUCAACGGAAAGUGCAGGUGCAAGAAAGGAUACAAGAGGAACUCAAAAGGGAUGUGUGCUCGAAAACGUGGCUUAGUUGGUUCAGGCUACUCUGUACACGUCACCAGUCACCUGGGCACCCUCGGCCUCGUCCUUAUGCUGCUUGGGCGCUUGGCCGUUACAGCAUGAGGAACCGCGCCUACUGCUUGCUUUGCUGCUGCAUGCUCAUUCUUUUAACUUUUCUCUUUUUGUCUUACAAAAAAUCUGUAUAAAAUUAUUGUAUUUGUAAGAGAUACUUCUAUACGUGGUACAAAUCUAUACGGAUGAUUCAAGAAAGUUUGAAAAAAUUAUAUUUUUAACUCCUUACACUGAUAUCUACCCUUUCAAACAUAAUUUUUCACGUUCAAAUAACUGUUUAUCUGAACAUCAUCAAUUGUACUCUUUCACUCGUUGUUUCAUUGAGUUUGUUUCGUGUCUCUUCAAAGAUUUCUUACUAUUUUUUAACACAACCAUCAAGUCCUCUUGUUAUCCUGAAUGAUGUGAAGUUACGUGAAAUUUUUCCUGAUAUUUGAUGUCAAACAUUACCAGAAUUGAACUUCUUACCUUGUCAAUCAAUAAAUUUGCUUCGCCUUGCUUUGCUCGCUUAGAAAAAAAUGUUGUCUUUGAUGAUCUUUUGUCUGUAUGAAUUGGUCUCCCGGGAAGACACGAGGGAAUAUAUAUCGCACAAUCUCAGCUGACUGAAAAUCUCCCUUUGAUGAUUGAGAGGAUGAAAUUAUCAGUCAUGAUGAAAAGCAACGGAGUCAAUAGCUUACUUAAACUUUUAAACAACGAACAAGGUUACAUUCCUUAACAAAAAAAUUCUUAAAAAAUCUCAAUUCCGGAGUAGAGCGACCUAUUCAGGUUUUCGAUUGGGUUAUACUAGUUUAGGACUGGGGCUCAAAAGAAAUAAGUAUGUACUUAAACAAUUAUACGUGAAUAGCCUAAAACGCGCGCACCGAUUGGCUACUCAAACUCCGAAUAUAGUUUGUUAGUAUAUGCCACUAAGGUUA
This is a messenger RNA of Pocillopora damicornis (cauliflower coral), 1398 nucleotides long. RefSeq lists its product as uncharacterized. Gene Ontology annotation, molecular function: calcium ion binding. NCBI's taxonomy places the organism in Eukaryota, Metazoa, Cnidaria, Anthozoa, Scleractinia, Pocilloporidae. The record is from RefSeq and is a predicted model, not a curated record.